UGUGAAGCUUGGAGUGAUUGGCCCAGGCCACUGCACUCAGCUCUUGGUUGAGAAGUCUUGGGAGCUUUUCUGCUGGGUCUGCUUCAAACUUGAUCUUCCCAUUCUCAUCUUCCAAGGAGCUAGGAUUACAAGUAUGAGCCACUGGUCCCAAUUGAAAUAAUCCAUCUGAAUGCUAGUCCCUGACCUAUUUGCCUUUUAUGUCUGUCUGUCAUGUUGGAGCACAAAGAGUUCUAAGAACUGAGUAUGAAAUGGAAGGAGUCCAGCUAAGACCACUUCGCUUUAACUGGAGAGGCAACCUAGGUUUCCCUGGCAGGAUAGCUUCUUUUGCUCAUGAUGAUGCCUUAUUGAAAUGUUAAAUGGAAACUAGCCAGAAGACAUUUCUUCAACUAUUGUUGUAAAGAAAGCAUCUAGGCUGCAUGGAAUUCAGCAUCAAGAAAAGUCCCCUUUCUGUUCAGAAAGUUGUAAAGUGUAUGAAGAUGAAGCAGACACCAGAAAUCCUUGGCAAUGGAAAUGGAAAGACUCAGAACUGUGAAGUGAAUCACGAAUGUUCUGUAUUCCUCAGCAAAGCGCAGCUUUCUAACAGCCUACAGGAGGGGGUGAUGCAGAAGUUCAACGGCCACGAUGCGCUUCCAUUUAUUCCUGCUGAGAAGUUGAAGGACCUCACUUCCCGUGUGUUCAAUGGAGAACCGGAUGCUCAGGAUGCGAAACUGUGCUUUGAGCCCCAGGAAGCACAAGGAGCUGGGACACCACCCAACACCACCCCUGCCAAAAAUGGAUCUCCAGAGAUCAAGCUGAAAAUUACCAAAACGUACAUGAAUGGGAAGCCGCUUUUUGAAUCUUCCAUUUGUGGUGACAGUGCUGCUGAGAUGUCUCAAUUGGAAGAAAACGGACAGAAAUUAGAGAACAAGGCGAGGAGAAACAGGAAGAGGAGCAUAAAGUAUGACUCCUUACUGGAGCAAGGCCUUGUAGAAGCAGCUCUAGUGUCUAAGAUCUCGAGUCCUACAGAAAAAAAGAUUUCAGUUAAGAAAGAGUCCUGUCCUAACACUGGCAGAGACAAAGACCACUUGCUGAAGUACAACGUGGGUGAUUUAGUGUGGUCCAAAGUGUCUGGCUACCCGUGGUGGCCUUGCAUGGUGUCUGCAGAUCCACUCCUUCACAACUACACCAAACUUAAAGGUCAGAAGAAGAGUGCACGCCAGUAUCACGUACAGUUCUUUGGUGAUGCUCCGGAGAGAGCUUGGAUCUUUGAGAAGAGCCUCGUAGCCUUUGAGGGAGAAGGACAGUUUGAAAAGCUGUGCCAGGAGAGUGCCAAGCAGGCGCCCACAAAAGCUGAGAAAAUGAAGCUGUUGAAACCUAUUUCAGGGAAAUUGAGGUCCCAGUGGGAAAUGGGCAUUGUCCAAGCAGAAGAAGCCGCAAGUAUGUCAGUAGAAGAGCGGAAAGCCAAAUUCACCUUCCUCUAUGUGGGGGAUCAGCUGCGCCUCAACCCUCAAGUAGCUAGGGAGGCUGGCGUUGCUGCAGAGCCUUUGGGAGACAGGGCAGAUUCCUCGGGGGCCAUUGAAGAAGCUGCAGCUGACCCCAAGUCUGUGAGAGAAGGUGUUCCCAUGAAGAGAAGGCGAAGAGGCAAAAGAUCCAGCUCUGCAGAGAAUCAAGAGAGUGACCCUGGCAUAGAAAAGAGCACUCCUCAAAAGAUGGCCGAGGCUGACCCCAAGAGAGGAGUAGGCUCACCUCCUGGAAGGAAGAAAGCCACGCCCUCUGCCCCACGGAGCAGGAGGGGAGACUCUGCAUCCCAGUUUUUGGUUUUCUGUCAGAAGCACAGGGAUGAGGUAGUAGCAGAGCACCCAGAUGCCGCAGGUGAGGAGAUCGAAGAACUGCUUGGAUCCCAGUGGAACAUGCUUAAUGAAAAGCAGAAAGCACGCUAUAAUACCAAGUUUGCCCUAGUUACGUCUGCCCCGUGUGAAGAAGACUCUGGUAAUGUAAGUGGAAAAAAAAGAAAUCACACAAAGAGGACAGAGGACCCCCCAGAAGAUGCCGAUGAGGACACACCCAGGAAAAGACUCAGGAUAGACAAACACAGUCUUCGGAAGAGAGAGACGAUCACCGACAAAACAGCCAGAACAAGCUCUUAUAAGGCUAUAGAGGCAGCCUCCUCUUUCAAGAGCCAGGCAGCAACGAAAAAUCUGUCUGAUGCAUGCAAACCACUGAAGAAGCGAAAUCGGGCUUCUGCAGCGCCGUCUUCAGCUCUUGGGUUUAACAAAAGUUCAUCUCCUUCCGCAUCCUUAACUGAGAAUGAGGUCUCGGACAGCCCCGGAGACGAGCCCUCGGAAUCCCCGUAUGAAAGUGCAGAUGAAACGCAGACCGAGGUGUCCAUCUCGUCUAAAAAGUCUGAACGAGGAGUAACCGCCAAAAAGGAGUACGUGUGUCAGCUGUGUGAGAAGACCGGCAGCCUCCUGCUGUGUGAGGGCCCGUGCUGCGGCGCGUUCCACCUGGCCUGCCUCGGGCUUCCCCGGAGACCGGAAGGGAGGUUCACCUGCAGCGAGUGCACCUCAGGGAUUCACUCGUGCUUCGUGUGCAAGGAGAGCAAGACAGAGGUGAAGCGCUGUGUGGUGACGCAGUGCGGGAAGUUUUACCACGAGGCUUGUGUGAGGCAGUACCCCCUCGCCGUGUUUGAGAGCCGGGGCUUCCGGUGCCCGCUGCACAGUUGUGUCAGCUGUCACGCCUCCAACCCAUCUAACCCCCGGCCCUCCAAAGGGAAAAUGAUGCGUUGCGUCCGCUGCCCCGUGGCGUAUCAUGGAGGAGACGCCUGCCUGGCGGCAGGGUGCUCGGUGAUCGCUUCCAACAGCAUCGUCUGCUCCGGCCACUUCACGGCCCGGAAGGGGAAGCGGCACCACACCCACGUCAACGUCAGCUGGUGCUUCGUGUGCUCCAAAGGGGGCAGCCUGCUGUGCUGCGAGGCCUGCCCGGCCGCCUUCCACCCCGACUGCCUGAACAUCGAGAUGCCCGACGGCAGCUGGUUCUGCAACGACUGCCGGGCGGGGAAGAAGCUGCACUUCCAGGACAUCAUUUGGGUCAAACUCGGGAACUAUAGAUGGUGGCCGGCAGAAGUUUGCCAUCCCAAAAAUGUUCCCCCAAAUAUUCAGAAAAUGAAGCACGAGAUUGGAGAAUUCCCUGUGUUUUUCUUUGGGUCUAAAGAUUAUUACUGGACGCAUCAGGCUCGCGUAUUCCCGUACAUGGAGGGGGACCGGGGCAGCCGCUACCAGGGGGUCAGAGGGAUUGGAAGAGUCUUCAAAAACGCACUGCAAGAAGCCGAAGCCCGUUUCCGGGAAGUCAAACUCCAGCGGGAAGCCCGGGAGACGCAGGAGAGCGAGCGCAGGCCUCCCCCGUACAAGCAUAUCAAGGUGAAUAAGCCUUAUGGGAAAGUCCAGAUCUAUACGGCGGACAUUUCUGAGAUCCCCAAGUGCAACUGCAAGCCCACCGACGAGAGUCCCUGCGGCUCCGACUCGGAGUGUCUGAACAGGAUGUUGAUGUUUGAGUGCCACCCGCAGGUGUGCCCUGCCGGCGAGCACUGUCAGAACCAGUGCUUCACCAAGCGCCAGUACCCCGAGACCAAGAUCAUCAGGACGGACGGCAAAGGGUGGGGCCUGGUCGCCAAGAGGGACAUCAGAAAGGGAGAAUUCGUUAAUGAGUAUGUGGGUGAGCUUAUUGACGAGGAGGAGUGCAUGGCAAGGAUCAAGUAUGCGCACGAGAAUGACAUCACGCACUUCUACAUGCUCACCAUAGACAAGGACCGCAUCAUUGACGCCGGGCCCAAGGGGAACUACUCGCGAUUCAUGAACCACAGCUGCCAGCCCAACUGUGAGACCCUCAAGUGGACGGUGAACGGGGACACCCGCGUGGGCCUGUUCGCGGUGUGCGACAUUCCUGCAGGGACAGAACUGACUUUUAAUUACAACCUCGACUGUUUGGGCAACGAGAAGACGGUCUGCCGGUGCGGAGCCUCCAACUGUAGCGGGUUCCUGGGGGACCGACCAAAGACGUCAGCACCGCUGUCUUCAGAGGAGAAGGGCAAAAAGGCCAAGAAGAAGAGCCGGCGGCGCCGAGCCAGGGGCGAGGGGAAGCGGCCGUCUGAGGACGAGUGCUUCCGCUGCGGCGACGGCGGCCAGCUGGUGCUGUGUGACCGCAAGUCCUGCACCAAGGCCUACCACCUGUCGUGCCUGGGCCUGGGCAAGCGGCCCUUCGGGAAGUGGGAAUGCCCUUGGCACCACUGUGACGUGUGUGGCAAGCCUUCUACCUCCUUCUGCCACCUGUGCCCCAACUCCUUGUGUAAGGAGCACCACGACGGGACGGCCUUCCGGGCCACUCAGGACGGGCGGACCUACUGCUGCGAGCAUGACUUGGGGGCAGAGUCGGUGAGAAGCACCAAGACUGAGAAACCCCUGGCGGAGCCAGCCAAGCCCAAGGGGAGGAGGCGGCGGCGGAGGUGCUGGCGGAGGGUCACGGAAGGCAAAUAGCGCCAGGUGGUGGCGUGGUCAGAUCCGGGGCAGCGUGGGGCGGCCAGUCCUGCCGGGAAGGGGGGAGGGGCGCGGGGCGCGGGCUGGCUCCCAGAGCCGUGACGUAUCCAGGCCUCCACGGGAGGGAGAGCCUCCACCACUGAGCCACCCGCAGCCGCGCCGCUGCGUCUGCACUGAUGCCCGCUGAGCCGCCCCCACUCAGCCGCACUCGAGCCUCCGGUAAC
Messenger RNA from Perognathus longimembris pacificus (Pacific pocket mouse), 4732 nucleotides. RefSeq names its product nuclear receptor binding SET domain protein 2 (gene Nsd2). Gene Ontology annotation, molecular function: histone H3K36 methyltransferase activity. Gene Ontology annotation, cellular component: nucleus; chromatin. The coding region runs from base 417 to 4508 and encodes 1363 amino acids. The record is from RefSeq and is a predicted model, not a curated record. NCBI's taxonomy places the organism in Eukaryota, Metazoa, Chordata, Mammalia, Rodentia, Heteromyidae. The transcript is spliced from 22 exons. Gene Ontology annotation, biological process: regulation of DNA-templated transcription.